Messenger RNA from Odobenus rosmarus divergens (Pacific walrus), 1454 nucleotides. RefSeq names its product ankyrin repeat and SOCS box containing 11 (gene ASB11). Gene Ontology annotation, biological process: positive regulation of protein catabolic process; intracellular signal transduction; protein ubiquitination. The coding region runs from base 25 to 996 and encodes 323 amino acids. The record is from RefSeq and is a predicted model, not a curated record. NCBI's taxonomy places the organism in Eukaryota, Metazoa, Chordata, Mammalia, Carnivora, Odobenidae. The transcript has 7 exons. Gene Ontology annotation, molecular function: protein binding.
AACCUAUACAGAGUGUAAGCCAAAAUGGAAGACAGUCCUGUUUCCUAUGGCUUUAAAAACAUUUUUAUUACAAUGUUUGCUACUUUUUUUUUCUUCAAACUUUUAAUUAAAGUUUGUUUGGCUCUCCUAACUCACUUCUAUAUCGUCAAAGGAAAUAGAAAAGAAGCGGCUAGGAUAGCAGAAGAGAUCUAUGGUGGAAUUUCAGAUUGCUGGGCUGACCGAUCCCCACUUCAUGAAGCUGCGGCCCAGGGGCGCUUACUGGCCCUGAAAACUUUAAUUGCACAGGGUGUCAACGUGAACCUCGUGACCAUUAACCGGGUCUCUUCGCUCCACGAGGCGUGCCUUGGAGGCCACGUAGCCUGCGCUAAAGCCUUAUUGGAAAAGGGCGCACACGUCAAUGGAGUGACGGUUCACGGGGCCACGCCCCUGUUCAAUGCGUGCCGGAGCGGCAGUGCUGCGUGUGUCAACGUGCUGCUGGAGUUUGGAGCCAAGGCCCAGCCGGAGGCGCACUUGGCUUCACCCAUCCACGAGGCAGUCAAGAGAGGUCAUAGAGAGUGCAUGGAGAUCCUGCUGGCAAAUAACGUUAACAUUGACCAAGAACUGCCUCAACUUGGAACUCCCCUGUAUGUGGCCUGCACCUACCAGAGGGUAGACUGUGUGAAGAAACUUCUAGAAUUAGGAGCCAGUGUGGACCGCGGGCAACGUCUGGACACUCCCCUGCAUGCGGCGGCGAGGCAGUCCAGCGUGGAAGUCAUCCACCUGCUAGCCGACUACGGGGCUCCCCUAAAGCGCAGGAACGCCGGGGGCAAAAGCGCGCUGGAUCUGGCCGCCCCCAACAGCAGCGUGGAGCAGGCACUCCUGCUCCGGGAAGGCCCACCUGCUCUUUCCCAGCUCUGCCGCCUGUGUGUUCGGAAGUGCUUGGGUCGAGCAUGUCAUCAAACCAUCCAUGAACUCCAUCUGCCGGAGCUGCUGGAAAGAUUCCUGCUAUACCGGUAGCCCCAGCUGGCCGUGGGAAGAUGCUUGGAAAUAAGCAGGUUGUUGCCUGCUGUAUCUAGGGUACCUAGUGUAGAUGCCCAACCAGUAGACUCUGACCAUCUUCGAAUGAGCUAAGGCAGUUAGUGUAGGUCCCCGAUGAACUGGAACACUUGAGGAGUGGAAACUCCUGGUUAAUGCUCUUAUUAACCAAGGGGCAACCAGGAGCCUUUUUGUCUUUAGCUUUUGUUGUUAAGAAACUUAAAAUUUCUGUGAAGGGGAGUGAAAAUAAUCUAUGUUUGAAGAUUCACGAUCUUUAAUUAUCUAAGGGUCAAUGUUCUGAAUAUCAUGCAGACACGUAAAUCUGGGUGAAUAAAAUUAUGAUGAGUGUACAUAAUUCAAGAUGUGUUCCUGAUUUAGUUCCUCCCUCCUUACCCCUUUCUUUUUUUGCUUCUGUGAAUAAACCUCUGCUAUAAUUUUGA